UUAUUAAUUAUUUUACGAAUUUUUUGCAUUAUUUAUCUCGGUUUUUAAAUCCUGGAGGAAUUAAAAAAUUCAUUAGUGGGCUGAUCAACGUCCUCGAAUUAGAGGACACCAAGGAGGUCGAUGAUUGGUUUGAUCUGUAUAGUAAAUUGAACGCGCAAACAUGGCGCAGAUGAUGAGGUGUAGAGUUAAUCUCUCUACUCUCAAAAACUCUUAUAAUUUAGUGUCACGAAUAGUUUUACCAGUUAAAUAUCAAAGAUCAUGUUUCCAUACAAGUUGGCUUUUAAAUGUCAAAGGAAAAGAAAUUCUUAUGCCUUCUUUAUCACCAACGAUGGAAACUGGCACCAUAGUAAAAUGGAUAAAAAAAGAAGGAGAUCCUAUACAACCAGGUGAUGCAUUGGCAGAUAUUCAAACUGAUAAAGCUGUUAUGACUUUUGAAAUAGAAGAGGAGAGUAUUCUGGCUAAAAUUAUUGUGCCUGAAGGAACUAAAGAUAUCAAAGUUGGAACACUCAUUGCUCUUUCUGUAGAACCUGAUGAAGACUGGAAAUCAGUCGAAAUGCCUGAUGGAGCUGGCGCAUCAACAUCUCCAGCAUCAUCAUCUGCAGCACCAGCUGAAAGUGCUGGUGUUAGUGCUGAAGCUGCUGAGCCUCCUCCUGGCCAGGUAAAUGUAGCAAUGCCAGCUCUUUCACCUACUAUGACAUCAGGAACAAUUGUGAAAUGGCUGAAAAAAGAAGGAGAUGAAAUUAAUCCAGGAGAUGCAGUUGCAGAAAUCCAAACUGAUAAAGCUGUGAUGACAUUUGAAAUGGAUGAAGAGGCUAUUCUAGCUAAACUUCUCGUUGAGGAAGGAGCUCAAGUAGAAGUUGGUCAGUUAAUAGCUGUGACCGUAGAAAAAGGAAUGGAUUGGAAAUCUGCAGUCAUUCCAACAGCAACCAAACCUGCAGCCAAAGCUUCAUCAAGUGCUGCAGCGCCUGCACCAGCAGCCAAGUCUUCAUCAGCUGCUCCUAGAGGAGGUCAACCUCCACCAAGUGGACAAGUGUAUGGUUUAGCUGUAAAACGACUUUUAGAAGAAUAUGGGCUUAGCUCCGGCUCUAUUAAAGGAACUGGACGUCCAAACCGAUUAUUAAAAAGUGAUGUUUUAAAUUAUAUUCAAACUAAUAAUAUUCAGCGAGUACCUCCAAAAUCAGCUGAUGAACCUUCGAAAACAGCUGUUGGUGCUCCAUCCCCAGCUUCAAAGGCUACAACACAAGCUAGAGCACCACCAAAAUCUGGUCCUUCAACAUAUAAAGAUCUUGAAGUAUCAAAUAUUCGAGCGGUUAUAGCCAAACGUCUAGGAGAAUCAAAAAGCGUAAUACCUCAUUCUUACGCGACUGUUGACAUAAAUAUUGACAAACUUAACGAAUUACGUGGUAAUCUCAAAGCGGAAAACGUUAAAGUGUCUGUGAAUGACUUCGUUACCAAAGCAGUAGCUCAUGCACUUCUUCAGUGCCCUGACGUCAAUACUCUAUACCAAAAUGGCCAAAUUGUACGAAUGCAAAAUAUUGAUGUAUCUGUCGCAGUUUCAACUCCUUCAGGUCUUAUUACUCCAAUUGUUUUUAAUACGACAGCAAAAAGUAUAACAGAAAUAUCAAAUGACGUGAAAACACUAGCUGGUAAAGCACGUGAGGGUACUCUUAAACCAAAUGAAUUUCAGGGUGGAACCUUUACAAUUUCGAAUCUUGGAAUGUUUGGAAUAAAAGAAUUUUCUGCUAUCAUAAACCCUCCUCAAACGGCUAUUCUCGCUGUUGGAACUGGUCGUGAUGUUUUAGAUACUACUCUCAGGAAGAAAUCGAUGAUGACGGCUACCUUAUCUUACGAUAGUAGAGCUAUUGAUGAAGACCAAGCAGCAAAUUUCUUAUCAAUCUUGAGAUCAAUGCUGGAAGAUCCAUCAUUUCUGGUGAUCAAUAAAGGCCAGCAGGCAAUGCGACAUAAACGUGAAUGAUCAAAUCGUUUACCGCUUCCAGUAAUCUCUGAAAUGACGUCAAGACAUGUCUCAUACUGCCAAGCUCACAAAGAAACUGUACAAAUAUAAUUUAAUAAGAAAAACUAUAAAAAGCUAGGAAUGCUUUUGAUGUUAUUGGAUGAAGUUGCUGAGGUGCUGGAGUUGAAUUCUCUAAUAAAAAAAUGAGUAGACUGGAUAAUUAAUUGUAAUAAAUUAUUAAAUGCGUAAAUUAAUUGAUUAGUACAAUUAAUUACGCUACUUGCAAAUUUAUAAAUAAAUAAAUACAAUUGUUGCUAUUAAAUAAACCAAAAAUAAGUUAUUUGGGGAUAAUUAAUACUUCCUCAAACUAUUGAAUCAUCAUACUGACGUAGUAGUCAGGGCUAAUUAGAAUGUAAACCACGGCUGCGUCUUGUAAAUAAAAUAUUUAUUGACCACAA
This is a messenger RNA of Chelonus insularis, 2412 nucleotides long. Its product is annotated as dihydrolipoyllysine-residue acetyltransferase component of pyruvate dehydrogenase complex, mitochondrial-like. Gene Ontology annotation, biological process: pyruvate decarboxylation to acetyl-CoA. The record is from RefSeq and is a predicted model, not a curated record. Bases 161 to 1975 code for a protein of 604 amino acids. The transcript is spliced from 12 exons. Gene Ontology annotation, molecular function: acyltransferase activity. Gene Ontology annotation, cellular component: pyruvate dehydrogenase complex; mitochondrion. NCBI's taxonomy places the organism in Eukaryota, Metazoa, Arthropoda, Insecta, Hymenoptera, Braconidae.